AUACUCCCUCACAAGCGACUUCCAUAGCGUUAAACAAAAGCAAAAUCACUCAUUUGGUUUUAUGCAACACGGCCUAGUUUUCGAAUCGCCAACGCGCAGAGAAAAUACAUUUCGCGGGCCUGCCAAAAGAGCCAGACUGCGGCCACCUGUCUGAGACUCCUUCCGCGUUUUCCUGCGGCUCCGAGGCAGUGACGUGCGCCUCUGAAGGCGGUGUAAUCUCCGGCGGAGCUGGAGGCUGCAGCGCCGCGGAGCGCAUCAGACUCGGCCCCUCCCCUCCGCGGCGGCCCGCCCUGCUCACACAAGAGCCCCGUCUACGCUCUGGCCGAGUCUGGGGAGGGAGACGGAAACCCGUGCGGCCUUGGAAACAAAACAAACAAAAAAAAUCACAAAAGGUCUUAUAUUAUGCAGAUGAACGGCGGAGACAAUGGAUGAAGAUUCCCAUGAGCCCAAGAUCAUAUUCCAUGGGUCAGAGGUUGAAGGAGAAGACGACGAGGUGGUGGUAGAACUGCAGGAGACGGUUCUGGUGUCUGACGUGGAGGGUGAGAAGAUCGCGGUGCACGGCCUCGCCCACGAGGAGCUGGUAAUCCAGGAAGCGAUUGAGGAUGUGGUGGCGGAGUACGUGUCCUGCACAGAUGAAGACGAAGAGCUUGGCACCAUUGCUGUGGAGACCUGUGUGAUGUCACCCGAUGAUGUGGCUCUGGAGGAGGAAGGACUGGAAGUUGAUGUGGUGACUGACGCUAGAGUACAGGAGGAUCCUGACACCUGUGGAGACUACCUCAUGAUCUCUUUGGAUGAGGCUGGAAAGGUGGUUUCUGAUGAGGAUGCUAAAGUUACUAUUGAGGGCCCUUUAGAAGACCCAGAGGAUGUGGAAAAGGAUGAUGAGGGUCAAGAGGUCAUCAAAGUGUACAUCAUCAAGGCUCACCCAGAGGAGGAAGACUUGGGAGGCACUGUUGACAUAGGAGAGGCAGAGCUUGAUGUAGAUGAAACCGUGGAGCUGGUGGAUGCCUCUGGAAUGCCAAUAAGAGAAAAGAUGGUGUACAUGUCAGUGGGUGAAGCCAGUCAAAACCAGAAUGACAUCAAUGUGGCUAAAAUCACAGAUGAGGUCUACAUGGAAGUGGUGGUGGGGGGUGAGGACCCUGGAAAUGUUCAGCGGACAAUUGACAAUGCAUCGCUCAGCAGGGACUUCAUGCCUGUGGCUUGGGCAGCUGCUUACAGUGGGGACGAGAGUGAAAGCGGUGAGAACAGGAAUGGAGCAGCAAGUGCUUUACUGCACGUUGAUGAGUCCGAUAUGAUCGAAAGAGUGAGUCGUCAGCGAAGCAAGAACAAGAGCAAGAAACGCUCUGAACGUCGUCACGUUCAGACAGCAAUCAUCAUUGGACCCUACGGCCAGCCUCUUACAGUGUAUCCCUGCAUGCUAUGUGGGAAGAAGUUCAAGUCGCGUGGUUUCCUCAAGCGCCACACCAAGAAUCACCAUCAGGAUGUCGUAAACCGAAAGAAAUACCAGUGCACAGACUGCGACUUCACCACAAACAAAAAAGCCAGUCUCCACAACCACAUGGAGAUCCACACCCUCAGCAGUAAAGCCCCGUUUGAGUGUGAAGUCUGCGGAAAAGAGUUCCACCAGCAGGCAGCGCUGUUCUCUCACCGUCUGCAGCACCACCACCGAGAAUCCAAGCUUCAGAUCCCGCCACCCACCACCAAAAUGCACGAAUGCAAGUUCUGCGAAUACGAGACGGCAGAACAAGGACUUCUAAACCGACACCUCCUCGCCGUUCACAGCAAGAACUUCCCGCAUAUCUGCGUGGAGUGUGGGAAGGGUUUCCGGCACCCUUCAGAGCUGAAAAAACACAUGAGAACCCACACCGGCGAAAAACCGUACUCCUGCCUUUACUGCGACUACAAAUCAGCCGACUCGUCCAACUUAAAAACGCACAUCAAGACCAAGCAUAGCAAAGAAAUGCCCUACAAGUGUGACCGCUGUUUCCAGACAUUUGCCGAACCUGACGAGCUGUUCCAACACGCACUGACACACGAGGAGUCCAAAACACACCAGUGCACUCACUGUGACCAUAAAAGCUCCAAUUCCAGUGACCUGAAGCGCCACAUCAUUUCAGUUCACACCAAAGACUACCCGCAUAAAUGUGAAGUCUGUGGAAAAGGCUUCCACCGGCCGUCCGAGCUCAAAAAGCACUCGGCCGCUCAUAAGGUGAAGAAGUUACACCAGUGCAGGCAUUGCAACUUCAAAAUCGCUGAUCCGUUUGUUCUCAGUCGGCAUAUUUUGUCAGCGCACACCAAGGAGCAGCAGGCGUUUCCUGACAAAAAGGGUCUUAAGAAGACGAGUGUACUCGGUGCUCAUGGAGGUAGGAAAAUUUUGGGCGGUGCCAGUUUGUCCAAGGGCCACCGGGAGCGCCGGCUGUACCAAUGCCACUAUUGCGACUACAGCACGGGCGACGCAUCUGGUUUCAAGAGGCACGUGAUCUCCAUUCACACCAAAGACUAUCCUCACCGGUGUGACAUCUGCUCGAAAGGCUUCCGCAGACCGUCAGAGAAGAACCAGCACAUAAUGCGGCAUCAUAAAGACCUAAUGCCGACCAUGUGACCUUUGCAAACAGAAACCCAUUAGGAAAAGCUCAGUUCUGAUGUAGCUGUGGUCUUCAGGGCCGGUAGAAGGCUAACUAGAGGCUUUUUCGGAUCCUGAUAGUACAGACAGGCUGAAAGUGAAAGAAAAUAGAGAGGAAAAACAACCAUCCAAUGAGUCCAGUUGCAAGUUACACUGCUCGUCAAUGUCAG
Molecule: messenger RNA, 2790 nt
Organism: Carassius carassius (crucian carp)
Lineage: Eukaryota; Metazoa; Chordata; Actinopteri; Cypriniformes; Cyprinidae
Product: zinc finger X-chromosomal protein-like
Exons: 8
Coding region: 425-2599 (724 amino acids)
Biological process (GO): regulation of transcription by RNA polymerase II
Cellular component (GO): nucleus
Molecular function (GO): RNA polymerase II cis-regulatory region sequence-specific DNA binding; DNA-binding transcription activator activity, RNA polymerase II-specific; metal ion binding
Source: RefSeq, a predicted model, not a curated record